This is a messenger RNA of Vitis riparia (riverbank grape), 2432 nucleotides long. RefSeq names its product trihelix transcription factor GTL1-like. Bases 232 to 2217 code for a protein of 661 amino acids. The record is from RefSeq and is a predicted model, not a curated record. The transcript is spliced from 2 exons. NCBI's taxonomy places the organism in Eukaryota, Viridiplantae, Streptophyta, Magnoliopsida, Vitales, Vitaceae.
AGUAACAGACCUAUCUCAAAUAUUAAUCAUGGGUCUCUCACAGAACUCAGAGUUUUAACCUGUGCCCAAAAGUGAUUCAGGGUUUAGGGUUUGUUUGUUAGAUAAUCCCAAUCUGUAUAGAGUCAGAGGGAAAGAGAAAAGGAAAAAGAGAAGAGCAGUGGUUUGCUCUGGGGUUGAGGUCCUCACGCUUCAUUCAAGACUGUCCGGCCAGAGUGUUUUCAGAAGGCAAAAAUGCAGUAUGGUUAUGGAAUGGCAGGGACCCAUCAGCAGCAAUUCAUGGAGGGUGAUUCUUGUUCUUCACUUUUCUCAAUCUCAACUCCCCAGAAGCAAAACCAGCACCACCAUCUUCAUUAUCAACACCACCACCACCACCAUCUGCCGCCGCCGCCGCCGCAGCAGCAGCAGCAGAAACAUGAGAGGCAGCAGCAGCAACAACAGUUCUUUCAGCUUCAUCCCGUUCCAUUUACCCAGCAAUUGCUGCAGCAACAGCACCAGUUUGAAGUAUUUCAACUGCAGCAGCAACAGCAACAGCAACAGCGGAGACUGCACCAGCAGCUAAGACUGGAAAAUGAACUGGGUCGCAGUAGUGGAGGAGGAGGAGGAGGAGAAGGUGUCGGCAAUGGCGGUGGCGGCGAAGGAGGCAGCGCCUCGCUUCCUUUCUUCAAUUUCAAGCUGGGUUUGAACGAGAAUAGUGGUAACAGAGAGGUUGUGAUGAACGAAGAAGAUAAAGAGGAGGAUGGUUUGAUUGGUGGCAGUGAGGACCAUAUUCCUGGGAAUAAACCUAAUUCCCUAGAAAUGCCCCAAUGUUGUUGGCAGUCCCAAGGAGAUGGUACCAUUAAAGAACCUUUCUGGAAACCCCUGAAUGCCCAGCUCUUCAACAAGAACGACAAGGAGACUAAUGAAGAUGAAGAGAAGAAGGAAGAGGGAGAGGGCAACAAGAAGAUUAAUCACGGACAAGUACUAGACAACGAUGGAGGCAAGAACUUGGGAAACAAGUACAGAUUUUUCGGUGAGCUUGAAGCAAUUUGCAGCGGUGCGGGGCUUGGCGAAACGAAUCAAACGGGAUCGGGAUCGGCUCUGACCGGUGAAAACAUGACUAGGAAUGCCGUGUUGCUGAGGCCUUUAGCUGAUCCCCAUUGCAGCAAUCUCGGUGCUGCUGCUGCUGCAAUUGGGGUUGAUCAUGGGUCAGAGACCUCAAUUGGGGAAGAAGCUGCGUUGCGGAAGCUUCAGAAAAGGAAGAGGAGGAGGAAAAUGAAGGAAGAGUUGAAUUCCAUGGCGGGUUUCUUUGAGAGCUUGGUGAAGCAGCUGAUGGAUCACCAAGAGGGUCUCUACAGAAAGUUCUUGGAAGUGGUUGAGAGAAUAGAUCAAGAGAGGAUGGAGCGAGAGGAAGCAUGGAGGAGCAAACAACUUGAGAACUUUAACCGAGAAGCCACCGGAAGAGCCCAUGAACAAGCUCUAGCUUCAAGUAGAGAGGUUGCAGUCGUCUCAUACUUAGAAAAAAUCACAGGCCAAAGCAUCGAUCUUCCCAAUAAUAACAGCACCCAAUUACACUCUCAACGUUAUCUUCCAAAGGAACCGGUGAAAAUCAACAACUUCAGCAGCAGUAACACAAACAGCAGAUGGCCUAAAGCUGAAGUCCAAGCACUGAUUCAAGUCAGAAGUAGAUUAGAAUCGAGGUUUCAGGAGCCAGGCCUAAAAGGGCCUCUGUGGGAAGAAAUAAGCUCUUCAAUGACUUCAAUGGGUUAUCAGAGAAGCGCCAAAAGAUGUAAGGAAAAGUGGGAGAACAUCAACAAGUACUUCAGAAAAACCAAAGACAGUGCCAAGAAACGCUCUCACCAAUCCAAAACAUGCCCUUACUUUCAUCAGCUCGAUCAGCUAUACUCGAGAACACCAUUCUAUCCCAACCCAUCAGCUUCUACUGAUUCUGGGGUUCACAAUUUGAAGGGUAAUUCAGAGCUCUUAGAUGCCAUUAUAGCCAUGAACGACCCCAACACUGCUCAGAAGGUUGCCCCAAUGGAGUCCUUUGGUGGAAACAUUGAUGAUAAAUCAGAAGCUGAUCAACAAAUAAACCAUGGAAAAGAAAAGGAGAACCAUAGGGACAUUGAGGAAGGAGACCAAGAUAUGAACAACGAAGACGAAGAAGAUGAUGAACAAGACAACGAAGAAGACGAUGAAGAAGGUGGAGAAGGUGAUGGUGAAGAAGAAGAUGGAGAUUGAGACUUGAAAAAAAUCAAGGAGAGACUGAAGAAGAGUACAUUUUAGGCUGUUUGUUCUUGGCAGUUAGUUUCUUUACAUAAUUGAGAAUUCAUUGGUAUUCGAUUUCCUUGGUGUUGCUUGUUUUGAGCUAUACCAGAUAUACUGUCUUGAAUCUGGGCUUCAGCCUUUUUAUUUUAUUUAUUUCAAUUUAUAGAAAUUAUUAUUCAUUUUUUUAA